AUGCCACGGCCAGACACGCAUCAGAAUCGUAGUAACGAAGCACGCCAGCCAGAACCUAUGAACUCGUGGCCAGCUGCUCAGGACUUCGACGAUGAUAGGUAUAUUGGGCAAAAUCGACGCAUGAGCAAUACCAUUGACAGUCGCCAGGCUCACGACCGAGCUCGCCAGGACAUCGACCACGAAGGCAAAGCACCGUCAUCUAGCAAAAGCUCGAAAAGAUGGUAUUCUGCUCUUCCCUUCGGUUCUGACUAUGCUGGAGUCUCGAACACGCAGUCUAGCAAGCGCUCUUAUGUGAGCUCAUCGAUUCAUGACGAAGCUCUAAAUCGUAUCAACGAGCUCGAAGAUGCAUUGCGAGACCAACACGAGCUCCAAAGACGGCUUCAGGCCGCAGAAGCCGAGAUACAUUGGUUGAGAGGACAGAACAUCCAUCUCAAGAAGAGUAUUGCGGAGUCGACCCGCAACACACAGCAGCCGUCUGAUGGCCAGAUCAAGGAUGAGUUCAACCAGCUGUUCUAUAAGGCGUCCGCAUUUGCUCGCCAUCUAUCUGGCAAGGUCCAGAUUGACAUCAAAGCAAUUGAACAGGACGGUGAUGAUUGGAUCCAUGCCCUGCUACCAUGCUACCAGCUUUAUCCUCGCGACUCCAGCCACUGGACCAUCAUGGGCAUUAUAUCGCGGACCAUCGUCAAGUCCUUCCAGACGUUGCGCUAUUUUGGAGUCGCGAAAGAUGGUCCAGUCGCCGCCGCUAUGAACCUUGUUACGAUGUUGGGCUCUGAACCGACCCCUGAUGAACGGCGUUGGCUAUGCCAGACAAUGGCUAUGCUGAAUCAUUAUCACCCCCUGGCGAUAACCGAUGCAAAUGAAGCCCUCGUUCAGCAAAUGACGAAGCACGUGGAUGCAAGACUGUCGGACGUGAUGCAAUUGGACUGGAGCAAGGAUGAAACACAGGAGAUGGCCAAAAUAUUUCGCGCAGCUCUGAGCUUUGUGAGAAUGCUUCACAACCAUAGUGCAACCUUCCGUGUCUCUACAAUCGAAGCUUACAUGAAACACAAAACCACCGGUAUGAUGGAGAAUCGGCCUUUCAACGCCGAAGUAAUGCAGGAGAUGAUCGAACAGGAGGACGAAGACAAGCUUGCCGGACGGCCGCUAGCAGCGACAGUGUUUCCAAUCGUAUUCAGAUGUCGCGAUGAAAUGGGGAACAAUCUUAGCAGAGAGGUUGCGGUUGUGCGAGCUAGGGUCGUGGUCCCGACCAGUCCUCCAAUGCAGGUACAGGAGACCAGCCAGAACAUGCAGACAGCGUCAGAGCGAUGCGACUUCGUCGCUGGUGAUAUGGCUCACGAUAGCCAAAGGGCGGCCGAGAGCGCGGCCUUUGUACCUGAGCAACGUAUACUAAUCAUGCAGCAAAACCAAAUCGAUUGGAAAGCAUUGGCUGUGGAGGGUGCGCGUGCGACGCUGCUCUCAUCGGCCAUCCCAUCCCACGACGCUGCCGAUUCGCCCACCUUCGAACACGAACCUGACACCACUCGAGUACCUGUUCCAAAUGGGUUGUCAAAUGUCGAUACGAUCAUGGCGGAUGCUUAUGACCAAAACGUCUUGCCGACCGUGACUCCGAUUUCUAGGCAUCUCGUUGCACAAGGGUCAGUAGGUAUGGAAACAGAAGAGGCCAUGAAUGUGCGUGCGAAAUUUGCGCCGAGUCCGUUGUCUAUGAACAACAAGCUGCAGGGUACAGAGAAGAUCGAUCUAUCCCAAUCAGAUCAUGACUCUUACGCCAUCUGA
Recurvomyces mirabilis is the source of this 1773-nucleotide messenger RNA. RefSeq lists its product as uncharacterized. Bases 1 to 1773 code for a protein of 590 amino acids. The transcript is spliced from 6 exons. The record is from RefSeq and is a predicted model, not a curated record. Lineage: Eukaryota; Fungi; Ascomycota; Dothideomycetes; Mycosphaerellales; Teratosphaeriaceae.